AUGGGAUUGGAGGGUAAAGAAAUGACCGAGUGGAUUAAAACCACGGAACGUGAGAUGAGGAUGGAAGCCCGUGAGGCAGAAAGACCCAGAAUUGAAUCUGAGAGGAUUCAAGAAACCGAACGUUUAAAGAUUGAAUCUGAGAGACUCAGACUUGAGUCUGAGAGGGAAUCAGAAAGAAUGAGAUUGGAACACAAA
Molecule: messenger RNA, 195 nt
Organism: Candidula unifasciata
Lineage: Eukaryota; Metazoa; Mollusca; Gastropoda; Stylommatophora; Geomitridae
Source: the annotation of a GenBank genome assembly